Molecule: messenger RNA, 918 nt
Organism: Rhea pennata
Lineage: Eukaryota; Metazoa; Chordata; Aves; Rheiformes; Rheidae
Product: WAP four-disulfide core domain protein 3-like
Exons: 6
Coding region: 1-897 (298 amino acids)
Cellular component (GO): extracellular region
Molecular function (GO): serine-type endopeptidase inhibitor activity
Source: RefSeq, a predicted model, not a curated record
AUGCCCGGCGAGCGUGUGCUCUUCCUGCUACUCCUGGCCCUGCUGCCCCCCAUGCUGGCCCUGCCGCCGGGGGCUGGGGGCCAGGGCACUGCCCCCAUGGGCACCCUGCUGCCACCACCGCCACUGCCCCUGCGGCGCUGGGCCCUGCGCGGGCGCUGGCCCCCCGCCGCCACCGCGGCACCGGGCAAGGCGGGCGAGUGCCCGGUGGGGAGCGCUGGGCUCCCACAGCCCUCCCGGCUCUACUGCCUCUCCGACCACAGCUGCCCCGGCGCCGAGAAGUGCUGCGACACCGGGCAGAGCAGGACCUGCCUCCUCCCCGCUGCAGCGCACCCGGGCUACUGCCCCGCCGCCAGCGCUGCUGGCGCCGAGACCUGCGGGACGAGCUGCCACAACGACACCGCCUGCGGCCCCGGGCAGAAGUGCUGCAGUCUCAGCUGCUGCACCCGCUGCGUGGGAGCCCAGCCAGCCAAGCCCGGCCUCUGCCCGAGGAAGCGCGCCCUGCGGAGCGGCGCCGCCUGCGCCAACCGCUGCGCCGACGACCGCGGCUGCCCCGGCUCCCAGAAGUGCUGCUUCUCCGGCUGCGGCCUGGCGUGCGCCGCCCCGCAGACAGCCAAGCCCGGCACCUGCCCCGUGCUGCUGCGUGGCUCCCUGGGACCCUGCGCGGAGCUGUGCCACGCCGACGGCGACUGCCCCGGCACCGCCAAGUGCUGCGGCACCGGCUGCGGCCGAAUCUGCAAGCCGCCCAUGGAGGUGCGGCCCGGGCUCUGCCCCGCCGCCGCCGGAGCUGCCGGGUGCCUGGCGCUGUGCUUGCAGGACAGGGACUGUCCCCCCGGCCGCAAGUGCUGCCUGCUGCCCUGCGGCCGGGCGUGCGUCCCCCCGCUCCGGGGCUCAACCUAGCCGCAGCCAGGCCGCACUGCG